Molecule: messenger RNA, 4075 nt
Organism: Rattus norvegicus (Norway rat)
Lineage: Eukaryota; Metazoa; Chordata; Mammalia; Rodentia; Muridae
Source: RefSeq, a predicted model, not a curated record
AGGCGCGCACGUGGGGCCCCGGCCGCGCGCAGCCGCGGUCUCCCUUGUUGUCUCCCUUAGCCGCGGUCAGCGUAGUUUUCGACGCGGUCGUCCUAGCUGAGCCGCGGGCGCCGCCGCAGGGAGGGAGCGGCGCUGCGGCCGCCGCCGUCCGAGGACGCCUCGUAUUCUGGGGCCCGGCACGGUGGCUGCGGGCUCGCCAAGCGCAGCCCGCCUAGGAGGAAGGCGGCGGCUCCCGUCCAGCGGGCCGCCGGAGCCGGGAGGAGACCAUGUCCGGGAGGCGCCCUCAGUUCUCCACGACCGAGCGCGUCAUCAAAGCUGUCCCCUUUCCUCCAACCCGACGGCUAACUUUGAAGGAAGUAUUUGAGAAUGGGAAACCUAAAAUGGAUGUUUUGAAAAACCAUUUGGUAAAAGAAGGCCGGGUAGAAGAGGACGUAGCCUUAAAGAUAAUCAAUGAUGGGGCUGCCAUCCUGAAGCAAGAGAAGACUAUGCUAGAAGUGGAAGCUCCAAUCACAGUGUGUGGUGAUGUUCAUGGACAAUUCUUUGACCUGAUGAAGUUGUUUGAAGUUGGGGGAUCACCUAGUAAUACUCGCUACCUCUUCCUGGGUGACUAUGUGGACAGAGGCUAUUUCAGUAUAGAGUGUGUGCUGUAUCUGUGGAGCUUAAAGAUUAACCAUCCUAAAACAUUGUUUCUGCUUCGAGGGAAUCAUGAAUGCAGGCAUCUUACAGAGUACUUCACCUUCAAACAAGAAUGUCGGAUCAAGUAUUCAGAGCUGGUGUACGAAGCGUGCAUGCACACUUUCGACUGUCUUCCUCUUGCUGCCCUCUUAAACCAGCAGUUUCUCUGUGUACACGGAGGAAUGUCUCCUGAAAUUACUUGUUUAGACGACAUUAGGAAAUUAGAUAGGUUUGCUGAACCUCCUGCAUUUGGGCCAGUGUGCGAUCUGCUUUGGUCUGAUCCCUUAGAGGAUUAUGGUAGUGAGAAGACCCUGGAGCACUACACCCACAACACUGUCCGAGGCUGCUCCUACUUCUUCAGGUGUCUUGGUGUAGUCCCGGCUAUCCUGAAGCUUGCCCUGUAGACCAAGCUGACUUCGAAUUCAGAAAUCUACUUGCCUCUGCCUCUGCCUCUGCCUCUCUGCCCCUCUGCCCCUCUGCCCCUCUGCCCCUCUGCCCCUCCUCUGCCCCUCCUCUGCCCCUCCUCUGCCCCUCCUCUGCCCCUCCGCCUCCUGAUUGCUGGAAUUAAAAGCAUGUGCCUCCACACCUGGUUUUAUGAAAUUUUACUUAGUGGCUUAGGUCUCAAACAUGUAGUAUAGACUUCUGUUUAGUCUCAUUCUCUGUAUUCUUAUUUCUCUUUGCUCUCUGUCCUUUUUCUCCCCUCCUUCUCCCCUUCCUUUCAUUUUGGUGUUGGAGAGCAAAUCCAAGGCCUUACACAUCCUGGACAAGCACUUGUUCAAUUUCUUAAUAGCAGAAAAGUCUUAAUAUAUUCUUAGACGUGAGAUCAUAAGAAGUAUAGAUUAGUUAAAAACCUCUCCUAAUAUCUCAUUGUUAUAAGUUCUAAAUUAGUAUUAUUUCUAGAUAUCAUCUAGAUACUUCCUAAUGAUCUAUUUUUAUGUGUGUAAUGCUUUGCCUGUGUGUGUGUGUGUGUGUGUGUGUGUGUGUGUGUGUGUGUGUGUGUGAACUACAUGUGUGCAUGUGUGCCUGGUGCUUGUAGAGACCAGAAGUGGCAUUGGGUCCCUUGGAACUAGUAGUUACAGAUGACUGUGAGCCAUCUUGGGGUGAGAGAGCAGUACUGCAAACCAAACCUGGGUUCUCUGCAAGAACAAGAAGUGUUCUUUAACACUGAGCAUGUCUCUAAUCCCUUAUCUAUCUAUCUAUCUAUCUAUCUAUCUAUCUAUCUAUCUAUCUAUCUAUCUAUCUCAGUUAGUUUUGUAUGUCAACUUGACACAAGCUGGAGUUAUCACAGAGAAAGGAACCUCCCUUAAGAAAAUGCCUCCAUGAGAUCCAGCUGUAAGGCAUUUUCUCAAUUAGUGAUCAAGGUGGGAAGUCCCCUUGUGGGUGGUGCCGUCCCUGGGCUGGUGGUCUUGGGUUCUGUAAGAGAGUAAGCUGAGCAAGCCAAAAGAAGCAACCUCUGCAUCAGCUCCUGCUUCCUGACCUGCCUGAGUUCCAGUCCUGGCUUCCUUUGGUGAUGAACAGCAAUGUGGAAGUGUAAGCUGAAUAAACCCUUUCCUCCCCAACUUGCUUCUUGGUCAUGAUGUUUGUGCAGGAACAGAAACCCUGACUAAGACAAUAUAUAAUUUCCAUUAAACUAGAUACUGAGCAUGCAUGGUGGUGUACACCUUUAAUCCCAGCAUUUGAGAAACGGAGGCAGGCUGCUCGAUGUGAGCCCAAGGACAGCAUCAUCUAUAUAGUGGGUGCCAAACCAGCCAGGGCUACUGUCUUAGGGUUAUUGUUGCUGUGACAAAACACUAUGACCAAAAAGCAAGUUGGGAAGGAAAAGGGUUCAUUUGGCUUAUCCAGAUUAUAAUCUGUCAUUGGAGGAAGUCAAAACAAGAACUGAAUCAGGGCUGGAGGCAGCUAAUGGAGAGGCCAUGGAGGGUGCUGCUUACCAGCUCGCUCCCAACUUUUGGAACUUCUGUCAUACACAAAAAACAAAAAACAAAAAUAAACAAACAAAAAACUAGGAUACUGAUUUAGGACUUUUCCUGGAAGUUAUUGUCCUAUUGGUAUGGUUUGUCAAGCCAAAAAAAACAAAACAAAACAAAACAAAAAAAAACCCAAAAUAGUAAUUAAAUGAUAUGUACGUGUAAAAGAAGCCUUAAUUUGCCUCUAGACAUUUUUUAAAAUAACCUUUUUGAAUUCUAUUCUGCCAUCUAUCUUUCUAAUGACCUAUUUACUGAAAGAAUUUAACUUUUCCCUCUCAUGAUGUUGCUUAAGGACUUAGCAUUAUUGGCCGAAUGUCAUUUGUUACAGUUCCUGUGGCUACUUGCCAACACCUCUUACAACCCAGGCUUUCCACCCAGAUCUUCUCCUUGGGGAUUGCAGCUGUCCCCAUACUCACCUGAGUUCACUGCAACCCAGUCAGUCCUCCCUGAACUCUUAGAGCAUUUGCAGACCCACUGAGCAAAACAACAGAUUCACCUGAGCCAGCCCAUACACGGCACUGACUUUUGUUUUUAGUCUUUUUUUGUUUUAUGUAUAGGAGUGUUUUGCUCACAAGUAUGUUUCUGCACAUGUGUCUUCCUGGUAUCCAAGGAGGCCAGAAGAAAGCAUCAGACCCCCUGGAACUUGAGUUAUGGAUGUGGGUGCUAAGAGCCAAACCAGAUCUUCUGCAAGAGCAGUAACUGCUCUUAACCCCUGAGCCAUCACUCUAUCCUUCUUGCAGUAGUUUUGUUUCUGUCUUUGCACUUUUUUGUCAGCAGUCUUUCUCAGUGUUGAAAACAGUGUCACUCAAACAGUGUCCAGGAGCACAAGCACACUGGAAUGUAACUUACAGAGUUGUCAAGUGGGAGUUGCAUUCCUGGCCAUGAGUUCAACAUUAAGGAUUCAAUCUUACAUUUACAAAAAAUGUCAUUAUGCACGAAGACAUACACUUAAGUGGUUGAUGAAAAUAUGGCCAGAGGAUCCUAGGAUCUUAAACCUCAUAGAGACCCUAGGAACAAUGUCUCAUGGCACAACUCCUUGGUUGUGGGCUUUACCAGGAGUCCACAGCCUCUUUCCUCAUUCCUAAGGCCUUCACAAAACUGCUUCACCAUCUAUGAAUGGCUGACAGAUUGCUGUUUCUAUGCUGGUCAAGAGGGGACUUCCUGUUCUGAAAUCAAGAUAAUGUCAAUAUACAGGUGACCAUAGUGAAAAACAAAGUUGCCUGCUUUUUUCUCAGACAGGACCCCUUGCAUCCCAUGCUGGUCUCAAACUUACUAUGUAAGAAAAGAUGGCCUUGAACUUCUGAAUCUUCUGUCUCACUUCCCAAGUACAGGGGUUACAUGUAUGUGUAGCAUCCCUAGAGUAUGGUAUACAGGUGUUGAACCCAGGACUUCGUAUGCUACACAAGUAGUAGAACAGCUUAGUUAUAACCCAA